Molecule: messenger RNA, 1721 nt
Organism: Dacryopinax primogenitus
Lineage: Eukaryota; Fungi; Basidiomycota; Dacrymycetes; Dacrymycetales; Dacrymycetaceae
Product: T-complex protein 1
Exons: 8
Coding region: 63-1721 (552 amino acids)
Biological process (GO): protein folding
Cellular component (GO): chaperonin-containing T-complex
Molecular function (GO): ATP-dependent protein folding chaperone; ATP hydrolysis activity; ATP binding
Source: RefSeq, a predicted model, not a curated record
GCGAACGUUCUGCGUACCUCUCUCCUUAACAUCUUUCCUCGUCGUCCCCUAAUCCAACAGAGAUGGCCAUGCUACCGCCGGGCACGACGCCCGUAUUUGUUAUGAACGCUGCGCCUGAACGACAGAGCGGUCGGAAGGCACAAAUUUCCAACAUCACAGCUGCCAAGACUGUUGCAGACGUGAUCCGGACAUGUCUGGGUCCAAAGGCAAUGCUCAAGAUGAUUCUCGAUCCGAUGGGCGGUAUCCUGUUGACAAAUGAUGGGAAUGCUAUUUUACGAGAGAUUGAUGUUGCUCACCCGGCUGCGAAGAACAUGAUUGAGCUCAGCCGGACACAGGAUGAGGAGGUUGGUGAUGGAACCACAAGUGUCAUUAUCUUAGCUGGAGAGAUCCUCGCCCUGUCGCUCCCUUUGCUUGAACGGAACAUCCAUCCUGUCGUCAUCAUCUCUGCCUUCAACCGUGCCCUCAAGGAUGCACUCAGCUUCAUUGAUACCAUAGCACAGGCAGUAGACACAUCUUCGGAUGAGACCAUGCUAGCGGUUAUCAAGACUUCCAUAGGCACCAAGUUUGUCAGUCGCUGGUCCGAUCUCAUGUGCAAAUUGGCGUUACAAUCUGUCCGUACUGUAUGGACGGAGGAAGAUGGUUCGAAGACCGUGGAUAUCAAGCGAUAUGUCCGCGUCGAGAAGGUACCAGGAGGCGAGAUUGAGGAGAGCAAGGUUCUCGACGGUGUUAUGCUGAACAAAGACGUCACCCAUCCUCAUAUGCGACGACGAAUCGAGAACCCUCGCAUCAUUCUACUUGACUGUAACUUGGAGUACAAAAAGGGAGAGUCCCAAACAAACAUGGAGAUCGUGAAGGAGGAACAUUGGGCACGCGCCCAAGACAUCGAGGAGAAGCAGGUGGAUCUCAUGUGCGAGAAGAUCUUGUCCUUCAAGCCUGAUCUGGUCAUUACGGAGAAGGGAUGCUCUGAUCGUGCACAACAAAACUUCAUGCGCGCUAAUGUCACUGCUCUGCGUCGCGUACGGAAGAUGGACAACAACCGUAUUGCUCGUGCAACUGGUGCAACAAUCAUCAAUCGUGUUGAGGAUUUGAGGGAUGAAGAUGUCGGCACUAAAUGUGGCCUAUUUCAUAUUGAGAAAAUCGGCGACGAGUACUUCACCUUCCUCACUAAGUGUGAGAAGCCAAAAGCAUGCACCAUCCUUCUGCGUGGUCCAUCCAAGGACAUUCUCAAUGAGAUCGACCGGAAUCUUGCGGAUGCUAUGUCUGUUGCUCGAAAUGUGGCGUUCAAUCCUCGUCUGGUGCCUGGGGGUGGAGCAACCGAGAUGGCAAUCAGCGUAGAACUCGCGAAACGCUCGAAGACUAUCGAGGGUGUGGAAGGCUGGCCGUACCGGGUUGUUGCGGACGCGAUGGAAGUUAUCCCUCGCACAUUAGUGCAGAACGCUGGCGCCAACGCGAUCCGUGUAUUGACAGAGCUCAGAGCCAAGCAUGCGACUGGAGAGCACCUUUGGGGAAUCAAUGGCGAAACUGGAAAGAUCGAGGAUAUGAAGAAGUAUGGGCUAAUGGAGUCGGCGAGCGUGAAGAUUCAAACGCUCAAAACAGCCAUCGAAGCUGCUCGUGUACUCCUCCGCGUGGAUGAUAUUGUGCAGGCCAAACGGGCCGAUCGGGAUGCCGGGGGUCAGGCAGCCCCUCCUCCGGAAGAUAUGCAGGGUGCGAUGGAGGGUUGA